This is a messenger RNA of Ilex paraguariensis (yerba mate), 250 nucleotides long. Lineage: Eukaryota; Viridiplantae; Streptophyta; Magnoliopsida; Aquifoliales; Aquifoliaceae. The record is from the annotation of a GenBank genome assembly.
AUGGAGAUAGACGAUCAUCACCAACAAUUAAGAACCUGCGUGGUUCUUGGAGGCCGAGGCCUCAUUGGAAGAUCGCUGGUGUUGAAGCUCUUGAAACUUGGCAAUUGGACCGUCCGAGUUGCCGAUUCGACUCCGUCUCUCCAACUCGAUUCCUCCGAAGAGAAAGAUUCAAUUCUAUCACAAGCCUUCUCGACCGGUCGCUCCGAGUACUUUCACGUCGAUGUUCGCAAUAAACCCCAAAUCAUCAAAG